AUGAUGGUAAUGGGAACAGAAGUAGUGAAACCUUGGGUACAGCAGCUGCAGAGCGAAAGUGAAUAUGGCGAUACAAUAUGCAAACUAAAAAGGGGCGAACAGGUGAGCCUGUAUUGGAUAGAAAAUAGUAAAUGGGUGACAAAUGCCGACGGCAUAGUUCAAGCAGCGGUGCCUCAAUCAUAUAGACGUAAGUUGUUUGAGAAGGCACAUAGUGGUGCAUUUGCGGGAUACCUAAGUGCUGACAAGAUUUAUAAGCAGCUAUCGAAUAGACAUACUUGGUCUGGUAUGCGCAGGGAUAUCGGUAGAUAGCA
Molecule: messenger RNA, 311 nt
Organism: Gongylonema pulchrum
Lineage: Eukaryota; Metazoa; Nematoda; Chromadorea; Rhabditida; Gongylonematidae
Source: the annotation of a GenBank genome assembly